This is a messenger RNA of Globicephala melas (long-finned pilot whale), 1759 nucleotides long. RefSeq names its product zinc finger protein 705A-like. The record is from RefSeq and is a predicted model, not a curated record. NCBI's taxonomy places the organism in Eukaryota, Metazoa, Chordata, Mammalia, Artiodactyla, Delphinidae. Gene Ontology annotation, biological process: regulation of DNA-templated transcription.
CACCAGGGAAGCCGCGUGACUUCUACUUUGACCAUCAUCCUGGGAGAGCCCCUGCCUCAGAAGGGGAACGAGGAGUAUCUCAGGAGCAUCUUCAAGCCGAAGGUUCAGUCGGGAAUAUCACAAGCUGGGAGCUGCAGUAUAUGAGUAUUUGUGUUGGGGACCCCUCACAGGCAUCUUCAGAAAAUCAGACACCCUUGAUUUGCGUGCUCAGUGCUUGGAUUGGCUGUGAGUGAAAUCCCGAGACUCCUGGCGACUGAGUUGUUGACAAUGGAGCCUCUGGAAUCAGUGACGUUUGAAGAUGUAGCGAUCAACUUCACCCAGGAAGAGUGGGCCCUGCUGGACACAUCCCAGAAAACCCUGUUCAGAAACGUGAUGCUGGAAAAUAUCACCCACCUGGUCUCCGUAGGGUAUCAGAUCAGCAAAUCAGAUGUGAUUUCCCAGCUCGAACAAGGAAAAGAGCUGUGGAGUGAAGCAACAGGAUGCCUCCAAGGCCAGAGUCCAGAUGGUGAAAGUCCGCUUAGACGAGAAAUGAUAUUCACGCAAAGUGUCUACAGGAAGCACAUAUCUCACACCAUGUCAAUGGUUUCUCACACACAAGGGGAUCCUGUUGGAUGGACUGAUUUGAGUGAUGAAUUUACUCCUAGAUCUUCACCUCAACAUUCACCAAUUCCCUUAAGAAGGAAAAGUAAUGUCAGCAAACAGCAUGGAAAAUCACUUAGUCAAGGGUCAUUCCUUGAUGGACAGGAUCACAUUCACACUAGAGCUAAAUCGUUUGAAUGUCCUCUAUGUGGGAAAGCCUUUAGUACUGGCUUUAGGCUCAGGCAACACAAGAUGAUUCACACUGAAGAGAAACCAUAUAAAUGUCAUGUGUGUGGGAAAGUCUUCAAUCAAAGUUCCCUCGUGAAACGACAUGAGAAAACUCACACAGGAGAGAAGCCAUAUGAAUGCUGUCUAUGUAAGAAAACUUUCAGUCAAAUCUCUUACCUUAGAAAACAUGAGAAAAUCCAUCCCAGAGAGAAGCCCUAUGAAUGUCAUCUGUGUGGGAAAACCUUUAAUCAACGUUCUGGACUUCGCACACACAACAAAAUCCACACUGGAGAGAAACCACAUGUAUGUCUUCUGUGUGGGAAGGCCUUCACUCAAACUUCUGAACUGACUCGGCACAUAAGGACCCACACAGGAGAGAAACCCUAUGAAUGUCAGCGGUGUGGGAAUGCCUUCAGUCAGCAUGCAAACCUGAGAAGACAUGAGAGAACCCACACUGGAGAGAGGCCCUAUGAAUGUCAGUGGUGUGGGAAAUGCUUCAGUCGUGGCUCUUCCCUGAGACGACAUGAGGGAACCCAGCACUGGAGAGAAAGUCAGGAGGGCCCUCAGUAGACGUCCUGACCUGAGAUGACAUGGCGUCAUACAUGUGAGGAAUGUGGAUGGAACACCAGCAUAGCUUUAGCAUUUAACCAUACCAAGGUUCACGCCCAGUAAAGACACUCUGUCUGUAAUCAAUAUGGACACUCGUUCAGGCACCACACUCCUUAGUCCAGACAGGCAUCACCUGUGGAUGUGAAUCCAUACGUGCGUGCCCUCUCUCUGUGGCAAAGCCUUUAAUCAUUGGCCUAAUUUUAGGUAACUUAGUAGAACUCACUCUAUAAAUACAAUAUAGGUGUUUUCAGCAACAGCUCCCCACUCUAAAGACCCUAGAGCAGUGGUCCCCAACAUUUUUGGCACCAGGGGCUGGUUUUGUAGAAGACAAUUUUUCCACGGG